Messenger RNA from Mercenaria mercenaria, 1435 nucleotides. RefSeq names its product aquaporin AQPAe.a-like. The transcript has 4 exons. Lineage: Eukaryota; Metazoa; Mollusca; Bivalvia; Venerida; Veneridae. Gene Ontology annotation, cellular component: plasma membrane. Gene Ontology annotation, molecular function: water channel activity. Bases 179 to 1084 code for a protein of 301 amino acids. Gene Ontology annotation, biological process: transmembrane transport. The record is from RefSeq and is a predicted model, not a curated record.
UAAAUAAACGUAUCUAUCAAAGUAUGCAAAUCCUCACGUGACUGGCUGAAUGAACGUAAUAGAUCAUUGUAACCUGUUUAUAUACAUAUCAGUAAAACUCAUUAAAGUUUCAAAGUACUAUAUUCGUGUAGGAUGGAAACUGCAACAACACGGCCUUUAAGGCAGUUUCGAAGGCCAGAUGUCAAGUAAGCUCAAAUCGAACGUGUCUCAGUCAAGUUCUGAAGAGGAAAAAGGUGGCUGUUCAUACAUCUGCAGAAUGCAGACUAGCAUAGAAGAUGUGCGUUCUUUGCAGUUCUGGCGGGCUUUAUUCGCCGAAUUUCUAGGGACCUUCAUACUGGUUAUCGUCUCCUUAGGGUCAACCGUCCAGGGAUGGAAUGCAGAUGCACUAGAUGUCGUGCAGAUAGCCCUUACUUUCGGUUUGGCUGUUGCCACAUCGGUUUGGAUUAUUGGACAUAUUAGUGGCGGUCACAUUAAUCCAGCCGUGACGAUAGGCAUGCUAGUGACACGUCGCAUCAGUCUCAUCCGUGCGAUUAUGUACAUUAUUUGUCAGUGUGUCGGUUCGAUAGCCGCGGCUGGCCUUCUUAAGGCACUGACACCCGCCGCUCAGAGAGGCGGACUCGGGACAACAACUCUGAAUGUUGGGGUUACCCCGGCGAUGGGAUUUGGCAUUGAGCUAUGUAUUACAAUGUUUUUGGUGUUGACAGUGUUCGCAACUUGUGACAGUAAAAGAACAGACCACGCUGGCAGUUUCCCGCUCUCCAUUGGUCUGUCUGUUACCAUGGGACAUCUCUGGGCGGUUGAGUUCUGUGGUUCUAGCAUGAAUCCAGCGCGAAGUCUAGGACCUGCUGUUGCCAUGGAGAUAUGGGAUGACCACUGGGUAUACUGGAUCGGACCUCUGACUGGAGGUCUCAUUGCUGGUCUGUUGUACGAUAACCUGUUAGCAUCAAACUCGUCGGUGAGGAAGGUUCGAGAUUGCAUGCUUUCGGCGCACUUUGACGACGACAAAUAUCCUGCGAGGAAAGAGAGAAUCCGUGACGUCGACGACGAAUACGACGUUGCUCAAGCUAUGACGCACAAUGUUUGAAAAUGCCAUUUGAUUUUAUUUUAAAAAAUCUAACAUUUGGACCUUUGAGUUAGGACACCUCUUUGCUGUUUGUACCAAAGCUGUUCAUAGUCGCAGAAAACUAACGAAAUAGUUUUAUAUGCUUAACAAUUAUAAAUAGUUACACGUACAGUUAUGCAUACUGUAUGUACAUGUAUGUGUAUAUAUAAUAUAGUGUACGCAGAUUAUGUUACACAUAUAAUUAUGUUUCUUUCGUAAACACUUUAUACGUGGAUGUUCUGGAUGUGAAAAGUCAAUAAUUCGUGUACGAGAUACACGAAUCGCAUACACGAGUGGAGCGAAGGCUUUGCAAUAUACUGAAAUACAAAAUUG